Messenger RNA from Pteronotus mesoamericanus, 1416 nucleotides. It is a transcript of the gene DRD5, whose product is annotated as dopamine receptor D5. The coding region runs from base 1 to 1416 and encodes 471 amino acids. The record is from RefSeq and is a predicted model, not a curated record. Gene Ontology annotation, biological process: G protein-coupled dopamine receptor signaling pathway; adenylate cyclase-activating adrenergic receptor signaling pathway. Gene Ontology annotation, cellular component: plasma membrane. The transcript has a single exon. Gene Ontology annotation, molecular function: dopamine neurotransmitter receptor activity, coupled via Gs; G protein-coupled receptor activity. Lineage: Eukaryota; Metazoa; Chordata; Mammalia; Chiroptera; Mormoopidae.
AUGCUGCUGCCGGGGCGCAAUGGCACCGCGUGGUUCGGGCAGCAACAGCUGGCUCCCGGAGGCGCCCUGGGGGACUCGGGGGAGGCGGCACCUCUGAGGCCCUCGCAGGUGGUCACCGCCUGCCUCCUGACCCUGCUCAUCAUCUGGACCCUGCUGGGCAACGUGCUGGUGUGUGCGGCCAUUGUGCACAGCCGCCACUUGCGCGCCAAGAUGACCAAUGUCUUCAUCGUGUCUCUGGCCGUGUCCGACCUCUUCGUGGCUCUGCUGGUCAUGCCCUGGAAAGCCGUCGCUGAGGUGGCCGGUUACUGGCCCUUUGGGGCCUUCUGCGACGUCUGGGUGGCCUUCGACAUUAUGUGCUCCACCGCUUCCAUCCUGAACCUGUGCGUCAUCAGCGUGGACCGCUACUGGGCCAUCUCUAAGCCCUUCCACUACCAGCGCAAAAUGACCCAGCGCGUGGCCUUGAUCAUGGUCGGCCUGGCCUGGACCCUGUCCAUCCUCAUCUCCUUCAUCCCAGUCCAGCUCCAUUGGCACAAGGACAAAGCAGGCUCCUGGGGCGACAUGGACCCGCCAUCCAACCUGACCAACGGGACGUCCUGGGAGGAAGCGAGGGAGCCAGAGGAGAGGGGGAAGAACUGUGAUUCCAGCCUGAACCGAACUUACGCCAUCUCCUCCUCGCUCAUCAGCUUCUACAUCCCGGUGGCCAUCAUGAUCGUGACCUACACGCGCAUCUACCGCAUCGCGCAGGUGCAGAUCCGCAGGAUCUCCACCCUGGAGAGGGCCGCGGAGCAUGCGCAGAACUGCCGGGGCCGCGCGGCCUGCGCGCCAGACGCCAGCCUGAGGGUCUCUAUCAACGCAGAGACCAAGGUUCUCAAGACCCUGUCGGUGAUCAUGGGGGUCUUCGUGUGCUGCUGGCUGCCCUUCUUCAUCCUGAACUGCCUUGUGCCCUUCUGCAGCGGGCACCCGGAGGACCUGCAGGAGGGCCUCCCCUGCGUCAGCGAGACCACCUUCGACGUCUUUGUCUGGUUUGGCUGGGCCAACUCCUCCCUCAACCCCAUCAUCUACGCCUUCAACGCGGACUUCCGGGAGGUGUUUGCCCAGCUUCUGGGGUGCAGCCCCCUCCGCUCCCGCACGCAGGUGGAGACGGUGAACCUCAGCAUGGAGCUCAUCUCCUCCACCCAGGACACCGCCUCCUGCAAGGAGAUGGCGGCCGCCCACAGCCGCAUGAUCCCCAACGCCGUGAGCCUGGGGGACAGGGAGGCGGACAAGGACGCGGAGGGCCCUCUUGAUUGUGUGGCCCAGAUCUCACGGGCCCCCCCAGACGGUGACCCUGCCGCCGAGUCUAUCUGGGAGCUGGACUGUGAGGGGGAGAUUUCAUUAGGCAAAAUAACUACUUUCACCCCGAGUGGAUUCCAUUAA